AUGACGAAUUUUGAAUUCCUUCAAGCAGAGCAUGUUAAAUUGCUGCAGAAUCAUGCCGAUUUGCAGAAACGUUAUGAUAUAUUGGCUGCAGCUGUAGGGUUCAGUAACAUUUCUGUUGGUGAUGCUUCAAAACUUUCGUUCGUGAAAAAGCUUGUGGCAAAAAUUACUGAAAUAUAUGACAACGAUUUGUAUAGCGAUAUAACAAUUCACUGCGAUGGACAUCAGUUUCGAGGUCAUCGGUUAGUGAUUGCAACAAGAACAGAUUAUUGGGAUGAUCUUUCGAGACUUGAUCGCAUUGAAUUUAAAGAUAUUACUUAUAAUACAGGCUGUGCUGUAUUGAAAUGGAUGUACACGGAUCACGUAGACGGUCUAUUGGGAAGUCGUUGUUUAAUGGAAAUAUUGAUAGCAGCGGUUAAGUAUCGCUUUUUAGAUUUACAGAUAAGAUGUGAACUGCUUCUGCUAGAUCGGAUUGAUUGCGAUAGUUGUUUAAUGUUAUAUGAUAUUGCAACCAAAAAUGACUUAGUGCAGUUAAAAGAUAACUGCGAAAAAAUGAUUAAGGCAAAAUGGAAUGAAUUCAGUGCUGAUGAUUUUACCAAUGUAUCUGCUUCAUUAUUGUACGGUCUUAUCAAAAGCUAUUCUGAACAUGUAUUGCAUUCAAUUAUACGUUUGAAGCGUAGUGAUAUUUUACUUCUUUUUUUUAUUGAACAUUUCCAGGAAUUGCCUAAACUGUGCAAUGAAGAAGUCAGUGGUACUUUUCCUCUGGAAUUGGCAUUGGAAUCUGAUCAGAUAGAAAUUGCAGCAUCUUUGGUUAAUCAUCAUGCGGAUGUGAAUUCCAUCGAUAAUAAUGGUAAAACGCUGUUGAUGAGGAUGCUAGUGAAAAAUAAGGUUAAUGCAUUGAUUUUCUUAAUUCAAAACGGAGCCAAUUUUGGUCAAAAAGUUGAUAUAACCGGAGAAAAUUUAUUGCAUAUUGCUGCAUCAACAAAAUGUUCGUAUGAAUUAAUCGAAUGGCUAUCUUCUAAUUUAAAUCAUUUCGAUAUCAAUGAUGUUGACAACGACUCAAAGACUCCAUUUAUAAAAGCUGUUGAUUCGGAAAAUAUAGAAAUUGUUGAAUUACUUUUACAAAAAUCUGCGGUUGAUAUAAAUAAAAUGGAUCGAAACGGAUGCUCUCCAAUAUCAUCUGCGCUCUUCAAAAUUAGAAACAUGGAAUUAGCGGAAUUAAUUGCAAAAGCAGGAGCUGACUUAAACAUUCUUUAUAAAGGUGUUUUUAUGAUUCAUCAUGCGGUUUAUACAAGUAAUUUGGAUGCAGUACAAUUCUUGUGCAGGCAUAAAGUCGAUGUGAAUAAAAGAACAGCAGAGGGUAUGCUACCACUGCAAAUUGUAAUAGAUUCUGAAAAUAUCAAUUUGGAUCUUAUCCGAAUACUUAUGCGUUCUGGUGCAAAUAUCUCUCUGAAAAUUUCGGGCUCUCAUGAAACUUUGCUUCACCACAUUAUCGGUAGUGAAAAUGAUAGUGAAAUUUUAGAAGUCUGUAUCGAAAAUAAUAUCUGUAAUGAAGAUAUUUUCACAAUCGUGGAUACAAACGGUCAUACGCCUAUUGCAAAAGCAGUCUUCAAUGGUAAGUUCCAAAGUGCUGAGCUUCUAAUAAAAGCUGGAGCUGACGUCAAUGAAAAGGAUCCGGAAGGAGUAUCUCUUCUGAUGCGAACUAUCAAUAGCAAAUUGGAUGAUGCUGCGGUAUUUCUGUUGGAUCACGGUACGGACAUUUCAGGAUGCAUUUCCGAUAAAGACUGUUUUUCUUUGGCGAUAGAGUUUUCGCUCCUCAAAACAAUUCGUCGUCUUUGCGCUUUUGCCAGGGAGGGCGAAAAGUAUAUAAAUGCUUCAUUAUUAUGGGAAGCUUUGCAACAAGGUUCAUUUGAAAUCGCAAAAAUUUUAACCGAGAGUGGAUGCGAUUUGAACGAUUGUUUUUACAAUGAAAAUCAAAAAUUUCAUCAAACAUUGCUGCACAAAGCGAUUGGCUUGAAGUUACGUGAUGCUGCCAUUUUCUUAAUUGAUGCUGGAUGUGAUAUUGAUACCUCAGAACAAUGGCAGAUUAAUGGAGAGAGGCCUGGCAGAGAUACUCCGCUGCUUGCUUGCAUUCGUUCAGACUUUAAUGAUGUUGCAAUGUAUUUAAUUAAACGAGGAGCUAGACUGGACAGGAAGGAUGCUGAAGGACGUUCGGCUGUACAUUUAUCGAUCUAUAAAAAGAAUAUAGCAAUUCUCAUUGAACUAUUAAAUAAAUGCAAUCCUGAUUUGCUUCUGGAUACGGAUUGCUCUGGAAAUACACCCCUUGAUGUAGCAAUCGAAACACACAAUUAUUUAGCAGCUGAGACUCUUAUCAAAAAAGCACCGAAAUUAAUCACUCAGGUGGAUGAGAAUGGCGAGAUGUUACUGCACAAAACAGUGAGAGCAAUUGAUUUGGAAUCGGUACUUUUCUUAAUAAGUGCGAAUUUCGAUGUCAAUGCUUGCACAGUGAAUGAAUCAUGUGUUACUGCCUUACAUCUUAGUGCUCAAUAUGGCAGUGAAAUUAUAAUGCGGAAUUUGAUUUUAGCUGGAGCUAACGUGAACGCAAUCAGUACUGACGGCUUUACGCCUCUACAUGUUGCUGCAUAUAAUAAUUAUGAAGCGUUAUGCAUGAUUUUAUUGGAAAACGGUGCCCAGCCUAACGUUCCAGAUACUUUGGGGAACACGCCGUUGCAUAGAGCCGUAUCAGGAGGAAGUGUAGCCUGUGUUAAUGUUCUGAUUGGCGAUUCGCGAAUAAAUUUACGUGCUGUGAAUAAAAAACAACAGAAUGCUUUGUUUCUUACUACUGGAGAUUUGUCAAGAACAAAUUCGUUGGAUAUACUGCAGAUGUUUCUGAAUGCUGACCCUCAAUUUCCUUUGGAUGAAAAAGAUGUGGAUGGAUUUACAGUGUUUUUGUUAUCAUAUUUAAAAGGAAAUGAAAAUAUGUGCCAUGCACUGCUACGCUAUGGUGUUUGCCUGGGCACUGUUAGCCAAACAGGUAUCUCAGUUUUCAAACAUGUGACGCCAACAAAACAGCUGCUUUUUUCGUUAUUAGAUAAACUGGAGCGUGAGCCUUGUUGGGCUGAUGGUCAUUCAUGUUCGGAAUGUGAAAUGAAAUUUACUCUGACAAUGCGAAAACAUCAUUGCAGACAUUGUGGACGGUUAGUGUGUGCACGUUGCUCGGAACAGGAAGUGCCAAUACUCAAGUACGGUGUUGAGAAACCGGCUAGAGUUUGUCAAAUUUGUUGUGAUAUUCUUACUAUGAGAAAUAUUUAA
This is a messenger RNA of Brugia pahangi, 3309 nucleotides long. NCBI's taxonomy places the organism in Eukaryota, Metazoa, Nematoda, Chromadorea, Rhabditida, Onchocercidae. The record is from the annotation of a GenBank genome assembly.